This is a messenger RNA of Bombus terrestris (buff-tailed bumblebee), 918 nucleotides long. Its product is annotated as fas apoptotic inhibitory molecule 1. The record is from RefSeq and is a predicted model, not a curated record. Gene Ontology annotation, biological process: positive regulation of neurogenesis; negative regulation of extrinsic apoptotic signaling pathway via death domain receptors; canonical NF-kappaB signal transduction. Lineage: Eukaryota; Metazoa; Arthropoda; Insecta; Hymenoptera; Apidae. Bases 29 to 625 code for a protein of 198 amino acids. The transcript has 5 exons.
GUGAAGGUAGAGCAAGUAUCAAGAAAACAUGGCUGCUAUGCUGUUAAAAAGUUUGCACACUUUGGAAUCGUUGGAGGAACCAACUGCAAAAUGGAGCGUUCCCUUAAGCGAUGGAAAUCACGUGAUAGAAUUCGAACAUGGUACGGCAACGGGUCGUCGAUUGGUGAAGGUUGAUGGCGAAAAGAUAAUUUACAGAGAUUGGAUGUUUCAUUUAGUUGGAGACGAAGUUUUCACUUUCAACGAUAAUAAAUUCGUAAUUAGAAUCGAUCCAAUCCGAGGUUUGAAAUAUUCUUACUCGUUAUGGGUGAAUGGGAAACCUUACAAAAGCUUUGUGCGAUCUCAGUCGAAAAUCUUGGAAACCUGGUUGGCUAAUGUUAGAAACGAAGAAUAUAGAAUAGUUCUAGAUAAACAAACUCAAAACGUUUGGGUGAAUGGCCAACAGACCGAGACUGAGAAUGAAUUUACCGAUGACGGUGCAGAAAUCUUAUUUACGGUAGGAGAUCUCCCAGCAUCGAUUAGAACUUACAGUUCUGGUCAGAAAAAUAUUGGAAUAACAUACUCUUUAUGCAUCGACGAGAUAGAAAUCGGAAAGGAAACGCUUCUCGAUGAAGAUGCAGACAUGUAGCACAAUAUAUGAUGGAUUAUUUCUACACUAUGUUUUUGUUGUUUCACGCACCACAGAACUUUGUUACACUUUGUACAUACGAAUGACCGUGCAUUAAAAUCACCGUAUUCAAAUUUUACAAUUAAACGUUUGAACAUAGCAAAAGAAAAAAGAAUUUCCUUCUUGAGUUCGAUUCAGGCCACGAAAGAAAGAGAAAAAUUCUAACCUCAGAUCCUCAUCCUACAUUCUUGUUAUUUAUUUAAUAAAUGAAUUGUUGAUCACAAUGUCGAUGCGGGAGAGUAUAUUCAGUAUCG